UGGUGCACUGUGUCCCUCAGACACAACAGAUCACCGAUCCAUGGAAAGAGCCGAAGAUGUCAGCUCGGUCAUGUAAUCAGCUGUGUCCAAUCACAGCUGAUCACAUCAGUGCCACCUGUCAGUGUCCAUCAGUGCCAGCUCUCAGUGCUUAUCCAUGCCACCUGCCAGUGCCCAUCAGUGCCACAUAUCAGUGCCCAUCUGAGCUCCCUUUCAGUGCCACCUAUCAAUGCCAGUCAGUGUCACCUAUCAGUGCUGCCAAUCAGUGCCGCAUAUCAGUGCCACCUAUCAGUGUGCAUCAGUGCCACCUAUCAGUGCCUGUCAGUGCUGCCUAUCAGUGCCACCUAACAGUGCCACCUAACAGUGUCAAUCAGUGCCAUAUAUGAGUGCUGCCUUUCAGUGCCCAUCAGUGAUGCCUGUCAAUGCCCAUCAGUGCCACCUACCAGUGCCUCCUCAUUAGUG
Messenger RNA from Staurois parvus, 459 nucleotides. Lineage: Eukaryota; Metazoa; Chordata; Amphibia; Anura; Ranidae. The record is from the annotation of a GenBank genome assembly.